GGCGGAAGUGACGUUGAGCCUCGGCGCCCGGGCCAUGGCGGCGGCGGCGGUGGCAGCAAGGGUUGCGGCGUGAGUGGCAGCUGCGGACCGAGCGGACCAGGGCAGCGGAGCCCCGGGGUCCCCGGGGAGAGGCCCGCAGCAGGGCAGCGCGAAGGCCGGAGCUGGACCUCUCUCAGCGGAGCCCUGCUUGGAGAGGGGGGAGGUCUGUGCCCCGUCACCAUGACGACGCCGGCGAAUGCACAGAAUGCCAGCAAAACGUGGGAACUGAGUCUCUAUGAGCUGCACCGGACCCCGCAGGAAGCCAUCAUGGAUGGUACAGAGAUUGCGGUUUCCCCUCGGUCACUGCAUUCGGAGCUCAUGUGUCCCAUCUGCCUGGACAUGCUGAAGAACACAAUGACCACCAAGGAGUGCCUGCAUAGGUUCUGCUCGGACUGCAUCGUCACCGCCCUGCGGAGCGGGAACAAGGAGUGCCCUACCUGCCGGAAAAAGCUGGUAUCCAAGCGGUCCCUACGGCCGGACCCCAACUUCGACGCCCUGAUCUCCAAAAUCUACCCUAGCCGGGAGGAGUAUGAGGCCCAUCAGGACCGGGUGCUCAUCCGCCUCAGCCGCCUGCACAACCAGCAGGCGCUGAGCUCCAGUAUCGAGGAGGGGCUCCGGAUGCAGGCCAUGCACAGGGCCCAGCGUGUGAGGCGGCCGAUACCUGGAUCUGAUCAGACCGCCACAAUGAGUGGGGGGGAAGGAGAACCUGGGGAGGGAGAAGGGGAUGGAGAGGAUGUAAGCUCUGACUCCGCCCCAGACUCUGCUCCUGGCCCUGCUCCCAAGCGACCCCGCGGAGCUGGUGCAGGGGGCAGCAGUGUAGGGACAGGGGGAGGGGCUGCUGGUGGGGCUUGCGGGGGUGCCGGUUCCGAAGACUCUGGUGACCGGGGCGGCACCCUGGGAGGGGGAACCCUGGGCCCCCCAAGCCCUCCUGGGGCCCCCAGUCCUCCAGAGCCCGGUGGAGAGAUUGAGCUUGUGUUCCGGCCCCAUCCCCUGCUUGUGGAGAAAGGAGAGUACUGCCAGACUCGGUACGUGAAGACUACUGGGAAUGCCACAGUGGAUCAUCUCUCCAAGUACCUGGCCCUGCGCAUUGCUCUGGAGAGGAGGCAGCAGCAGGAAUCCGAAGAGCCUCGAGGGCCUGGUGGGGGUGCUUCGGACACAGGCGGACCUGAUGGGGGUGGUGGGGAGAGAGGGGUUGCCGGAGGAGGCGAAGGUCCUGAGGAACCUGCGCUGCCCAGCCUGGAAGGUGUCAGCGAAAAGCAGUACACCAUCUACAUCGCUCCUGGGGGUGGGGCAUUCAUGACACUGAACGGCUCACUGACCUUGGAGCUUGUGAACGAGAAGUUCUGGAAGGUGUCCAGGCCCUUAGAGCUCUGCUAUGCCCCCACGAAGGACCCAAAAUGACGUCCCAAGGGGACAGCCGGAAGAUGGGGACCACAGGGUGUCUCUGUGUCCCAGCUCAGCCUGCCAGCUUCAUCUCCCAAAGCCCCCCAGCCAGACAGCAAGAGGACAAAGGAGGACAAACGGCUUUUAUACAAAGUAUCUAUAUUGAAUUAGUCUAUAUUGGACAGCACGGGCCCUGUACCCACUACUGCCUUUUCUAUGGACCCUAGCUUCCCACCCUGCUGGUGAAGGGCAGGGUGGACAAGAUCCCCUCCCUGCCCUCCUCCCAACAACAAAUUUGCUUAUUUCUUCUUUGAAA
Molecule: messenger RNA, 1738 nt
Organism: Mus caroli (Ryukyu mouse)
Lineage: Eukaryota; Metazoa; Chordata; Mammalia; Rodentia; Muridae
Gene: Ring1
Product: ring finger protein 1
Biological process (GO): negative regulation of DNA-templated transcription
Cellular component (GO): ubiquitin ligase complex; PcG protein complex
Molecular function (GO): ubiquitin protein ligase activity; chromatin binding
Source: RefSeq, a predicted model, not a curated record